UCCGGCCGUGGCCUUCGCGGCGGGGCUCCCGGGGCUCCCGGGCCUGGCAGCGGCCGGCCGCGGGCACGGAGGGGGCUCCUCCCGUGCCCGCCACGGGCUGCCUUCGGGGCGGGGGGCUCUCCGCCCCCAGCGGCCUCCGGUUGGGCGCAGUCGGCUGCCUCCACUCCGAGGUCGCAUCGCCCGGCGGCCUCGUCCCAGUGGCAAAGCCGCCGCAAGCCGCCAGGGGCGAAGCCAUCCGGCCCAAUGCAGGCGGGCAUCGGGCGCUUUCCCUGAACCGGUGCCCGUGGCCGUGCAAAGCCCCCCUCCGCCUCCGGUCCCCUUGCCUCGGGCUUCCCACGGAGAGAAGUCAGCCGCUCCCGCCCGCCUCGGCCCGUGGCCUGCUUGGGCUGCCUCCGUGCGGUGUGCGAGGGGCCUGCUUUGGGGGGCCGACUCUGGGCCCUUGCUUGCCCGUUCGGGCGGUGGCGAGAGCAGGCCGGCGUAUCGCCUGAAAGCCUUCGGGGCUCCUCCGGUCUACAGGGGCCAGGACGAGGGCGAGGUGGGGGGGCGCUUCUCCCGGAGCGCAGGAAAGAGAGCCUGGCCGAUUCCCCUGAGCGGCGUCCAGCAGCUGAGCCUUCGACGGCGGCUUUUGUCUUUGGGUGAUGCGGGAAGGGAGCCGCGGAGUUUUGGCUUCUCCUUGUGGGCAAUUAAACAGCGACGGUUCAAAGAUCAGCAUUUUAUUCGGUAGCGAUUCAGGCUUAGCCUCAUUAUUUAUAAUGGUUUUAAGUCCCGGGUUCUCCAAGUGGUGAUUUUAUACCAAAUUCAAGAAUUUCAGCAAAAGAUUUUUCAUGUUUAAUUCUAAUUCUCCUUUCUGGCAUUCUUGGGGUCUGCUCUUUAAACACUCAGAUUCAUGCUGAGCUGAUGGUGGCUUCCCCGUAAAGUUAUUCAGCAGACACUCGGUAGAAACAGCAGGGUGCUACUCCUUCCGUCCUCUGUGUCCCCCUCCCCACUCUCUCUCUCUCUCUCUGUGAGUGUGUGUGUGUGUGUGUGAUAAAAGCUACACCAUCAUCAUCAUCAUCACCAGGCAGACUUUUCUGGGUGAGGAUCCACCCAGCUGAUAGGCUCAACAAAGCAGGGAUGCUCUGGAUGAUGUCAUUUUAAAUCCUGCUCCAGGAAAUGAGGCAGAACAAGAGAGUAAAAGAGGGAACGUGGUGGGUUGAAGUCCUUUGUCAGAUGCCCCCUCCCCAUAGAGAGAGUAAUGGGGUCAGCAUCACAGAAGCAUAGCGCCUCUCCCCCCCCUUUUUCUCUGCCUUUUGUGCUGUUCAGGGACCCCAAGGGGGGGCACCUUCGUGCUGUCUUGGCUACAGACUCAUUCAGCUCCCUUCCCUUUUCUGUCUGCCCUCAGCCUGGAGCCCCCUAAAUCUGCCUUGGUGGUUGUGCAAGGAGGCUCAGGAUUCUUUGCCUGGAGGAGGCUGUGACUUUGCCCUGCCAGGUUCCCAAAGUUGAAGAUCACAGGACACUGAAAUUGGGGUUCGGAGAUUUUGCACCCCAAACUGCCAAUAGCUCUGAACUGUAGAAGUGAUCCUGGUGGAUCAGGAGGAGGUGGGGGGAGGACUUGGCAGCCCCGCCCUUUCUGGAAGUCUGGAGUCCUCCGUUCUCUCUGAGCUCGGUUGUUUUCUUGCAAGGUUCCUUCCUGGAAUUCUUGCUCGUUCCUAGGACAUGACUGGCAGCAACCGUGUUGCUCCAGAAAGUGCUCUCAACUGUCAGAUGUGUUUGUGGCUCUGCAAAGCACAUGGGGACCGUCUGAGCCUGCAGAACCGGCAUUUCUGCCUCCCAGGAUGUCAACAAGCCUUGAGAGGCUGGGAGGAGCUGCUGGGAAGCUUUUGGAAGGCCGAGACCCCGGCCCUGGGUGAAGCAUGCUUGGGUGGCGGCUCAGGCUCUUCCCCCUGGCCUUGGCUCCCAGCAGGUUGGACUGCUAUGGAAUAUGAUGAGAAGCUGGCCCGUUUCCGGCAGGGCCACCUCAACCCGUUCGACAAGGCCCCACUGCAGAAUCAGCAGGAGCAGAAGAGAGCCGGAGAGGAUUUUCCCCAGAAAGAUGUGAAUCUGGGAUUGUCUCCGGAGGAUCCAGUGUUCCCUUGCUCAGAGCGCACCAUGGAUCUGGGCUUGGCCGAGGACCAUUUCUCGCGGCCAGUGGGCCUCUUCCUGGCCUCGGACGUGGAGCAGCUGCGGGUGGCCAUCGAAGAGUGGAAGCAGCGGAUCCUGGAGCUGCCCGAUAACUCCGAGAAGCAGAAGGAUGCCGUGGUGCGGCUCAUCCACCUGCGGCUGCGGCUCCAGGAGCUGAAGGACCCCAGUGAGGAUGAGCCCAACAUCCGGGUGAUCCUGGAGCACCGCUUCUACAAGGAGAAGAGCAAGGGGGUGAAGCAGACCUGUGACAAGUGCAGCACCGUCAUCUGGGGGCUGCUCCAGACCUGGUACACCUGCACGGGCUGCUCCUAUCGCUGCCACAGCAAGUGCCUGGACCUCAUCACCAAGCCGUGUGUGCGCUCCAAGGUCAGCCACCAGGCCGAGUAUGAGCUGAGCAUCUGCCCGGAGACGGGCCUGGACAGCCAGGACUACCGCUGUGCCGAAUGCCGGGCACCCAUCUCUCUGCGUGGGAUCCCAGGGGAGGCUCGUCAGUGUGACUACACAGGCCUCUAUUACUGCAGCAGCUGCCACUGGAAUGACCAAGCUGUCAUCCCCGCCAGGGUCAUCCACAACUGGGACUUUGAGCCCCGCAAGGUCUCUCGGUGUAGCAUGCGCUACUUGGUGCUAAUGGUGUCCCGGCCGGUCCUCAAAUUGCGGGAGACCAACCCUCUUCUCUUCAAUUACGUCGAGGAGCUGGUGGAGAUCCGGAAACUGCGUCAGGACAUCCUGCUCAUGAAGCCCUACUUCAUCACCUGCAAGGAGGCCAUGGAAGCUCGGCUGCUGCUCCAGCUGCAGGACCGGCAGCACUUUGUGGAGAAUGACGAGAUGUACUCCCUGCAAGACCUGAUGGAUAUCAACGCUGGGCGGCUCAGCUGCUCCCUGACGGAGAUCCACACACUCUUUGCCAAGCACAUCAAACUGGACUGUGAGCGGUGCCAAGCAAAAGGCUUUGUGUGUGAGCUCUGCAAGGAGGGAGAUGUGCUCUUCCCCUUUGACAGCCACACCUCAAUGUGCACAGACUGUUCGGCUGUCUUCCACAGGGACUGCUUCUACGACAACUCCACGACAUGCCCCAAAUGCGCUCGGCUCACUCUCAGGAAAGAGUUGUUGCUCAAUAGGGAGCUGCAAGCCUAAGUGUGACUUCUCUGAAAUGGAGGGGAUGACAGCAAAACCACGGAGUCCCCAGCUUGCCUGUGACUUACCUGUCCUUCUUGAAGGGAAGAAGCUCAGACUGGAGAGGAAAGAAGCCUGCCAGAGGAGGGCGAGAUGGGGAUGCCACGCUCAAGCUGGAGAAGGAUGCUGCCUCUCCGCCUCUGGACAGAUGUCAGGAUUCUCCUUGAGUUUCCAAGUCUGAGGGAGUUUAGUCUUGGCUGCAACUGGCAAAGGUGGAGCAGUGGCUGCCAGAUGAGCUUAUGGGAAAUGGUCACCACCUCCCCUCAGUAACUGGGCAAUCUCAUCCCUGCUUGGCUGGCACGGAGUCCAGCUGUCCUGGCUUCCCUACAGACCAUGAUAGUUGAGCCAAGCCAAUGGCUGUAGAAAUGGUGGCAUUUGGAAAGUUGUUCCUUUGACCUGGAGAGGCUUGGUUUUCCUUUCCCAUCCGCCCAGCCCACGAUGGAGGCAAUUGCCAAGACUGGAUAUACUGCAGAAUAGUCUCUGCAGCCAUGAAGAGAGACUAUGGGACUCUUUAUACCACAGUAAUUUAUCACAAGCACUAAAAUCACUUUAAAUAAAGCUAAGCGUAAAUAUUAAA
Thamnophis elegans (Western terrestrial garter snake) is the source of this 3910-nucleotide messenger RNA. RefSeq names its product differentially expressed in FDCP 8 homolog (gene DEF8). NCBI's taxonomy places the organism in Eukaryota, Metazoa, Chordata, Lepidosauria, Squamata, Natricidae. The record is from RefSeq and is a predicted model, not a curated record. Bases 1696 to 3294 code for a protein of 532 amino acids. The transcript has 11 exons.